AUGAUAUCCAAGCCAUUUCCUGUUGCUAACAGCAUCACACCGUUCUGGCGCACGGAACCAAGUACGUUGGACAACUACCGCUCAACUGCGACCCUGCCCCCGGCGGCUGACAUCGUGGUUAUUGGCGCGGGAUAUGCCGGCGCCUCAACAACGUACCACUUGCUCGAUCAAGCCCAGCCGUUCUCUCGACCGUCGAUUGUGAUCCUCGAAGCGCGGCAGCUCAUGGCAGGCGGUCACCUGAAACCGGACGUGUACAAUUUCGUCGGCACUGUUGCAGAGACACAUGGCAUUACCGCCGCAGCCGAGCUCGCAGCCUUCGAGACCGCACAUAUUCCCGCAAUUGAGGCUGUCGUGGAACGGGAGAAGAUAGCAUGCGAUCUGGUCGUAGCACAGGCGCAUGACGUCCAACUAGAUGAGCAGCACACAGAGAAACUCCGGAAGGCAUAUGAGACCCUUUUGGCAAAUGGUUCGGAGACGACGAAGACCGCGGCGUUCACUAUGGAUAUGGAGGCGGAAAUGGUCUCGGGAGUCAAAGGAGCGAAGAGCUGCUUCAGCUACAAAGCCGGCCGUCUCUGGCCGUACAAGUUCAUUUGUGGCCUGCUCAAGAAGUGUAUAGCCAAGGGGGCCAACUUGCAGACGAACACCCCCGUCGUAGAUGUAUCUGAGUCAAACAACGGCUGGAUAGUGAAGACAGAGCGAGGAUUAAUUCGAGCCAAACAGGUGGUCUUCGCCACUAAUGCCUAUACCUCUGGCAUUGCGCCCGAGUAUGCAGACAAAAUCGUCCCCGUUCGGGGCAUUUGCAGCCGCGUCGUGGUACCGAACCCGCCACAUCCUCUGAGCCCGACUUUAGAUUCCUCAUACACGGUGCGCAUCAAAGAGGGAAUCUAUGAGUAUCUGGUCCCUCGCCCAGACGGAAGCAUCAUUAUUGGUGGUGCCAGAUCAGUCUAUGUACACGACCUGAAGAACUGGUAUAACGUCACAGACGACAGCCGUUUGAUUGAGCCAGCAGCGCAUCACUUUGAGGGCUACAUGCAAAAGUAUUUCCACGGAUGGGAGGAUACAGGAGCAUACACCGACCGGGUAUGGACGGGCAUCAUGGGAUACACGACAGACUCUCUCCCUCACGUCGGGCGGGUUCCUUGCAAGGAGGGACAAUUUGUCAUCGCGGGCUUCAACGGGCAUGGUAUGCCACAGAUAUUUCUCUCCGCAAAGGGAAUUGCGCAGAUGAUGCUCAACGGAGUCGAGUUUGAAGAGACGGGCAUCCCGUCCGUCUUCAAGACGACACAGGCUCGACUGGACAGCACGCAGAACAGCAUUCUGUCGGCCUCUCACCUCAAGCAAACGAGGACAGAUGUCAGAGGGCCGGUUGUAGACGAGAAGUGA
Aspergillus nidulans FGSC A4 is the source of this 1383-nucleotide messenger RNA. RefSeq names its product NAD(P)/FAD-dependent oxidoreductase. The transcript has 4 exons. NCBI's taxonomy places the organism in Eukaryota, Fungi, Ascomycota, Eurotiomycetes, Eurotiales, Aspergillaceae. Bases 1 to 1383 code for a protein of 460 amino acids. The record is from RefSeq and is a predicted model, not a curated record.